Owenia fusiformis is the source of this 3759-nucleotide messenger RNA. The record is from the annotation of a GenBank genome assembly. NCBI's taxonomy places the organism in Eukaryota, Metazoa, Annelida, Polychaeta, Sabellida, Oweniidae.
CAGUGCGCAUGGCAGACAGGAAAGCAAAACUUAAAUUAAAAAAUUAAUGACACAUCCUACCUUGACGUCAUCUUGACCUAAACCCAGUUAGGAAAUCGCUGAUGUGAUUGGUGGAUACAUCGCUCACUUUUAAUCAGAUGGGAUCUAUAAAAGUAAUCGUAGAAAUGAGAAGUUUCAUUAAACAGAGAAGCACCAGUCGACUACAGAACACUGCGUACCUGUAACAUUACAAAGGAAGAUCUAAAAAUAAUACAAUACUCAAAAGAUACCACAACUGAACAACAACAAGCAACAAUAAGCAAUAACUACAACAGAUUCGCAACUACUUGAAUAAUAUCGGGAUAAGAUCUAGUCGACAAGCAGAAAACAAAUGAUGAAUUCUGUAUUUACAAUUGCAACUUUAUAUGCACUAUUUGCAGUAUUUCUUCAACAGUCUCAGAGUGUUCCUAUCCAGUCAUCUACAAGUACUCAAGCGACAACUAGUGAUGGAACGCAGGAAAAUGUUUCUCUUUGGCAACCACCGAACAAUAGAAGUUUAGAGGAGUGGCUCCAGAACAAUGGACAACCUGAGGAAGAGUGGAAGAAGGUGCAAGAAAUGAUGCAGCAAAUCCAACAGAUGAACUGUCUGAAAAAUGGAGGAUGCCCUGCUUCAGACGCCCCUUCUGAAAUAACCGAUGGUGAAUCUUCAAUGUCAGACCUGAUGGAUGAUGACAUUAUAUUGACCAUCGAGCAAGCUCAAUUCAUACUGGAGCAAAUGCAAUCUAGGAAGAAAAGGAAAGUUCAUAGUUUUGAUCGUUUCCCAACAAAGAAGUGGUCAACAAGGGAGCCAAUAAAAUACAAGUUCGAUGGACAACACACUGUUUUUGAGCUAACGAAGAUCAAAGGUGCUUUAUCACAUUGGGAAGAGCAGACCUGUUUGACUUUCCAAGAAGUAUCAAGAAACGAGAUUGUGUCAGGGUCCCAUAUAAUCUUCACCAAACACCGUGGAUGUUCGUCAUUCUAUGGAAGACAAGAGAGGAUUGUACCUCAGCCCGUUAGCUUAACAGCAGCCUGUAUCGGAUGGUUUGGUACCAUGGCACAUGAGAUUGGUCACGCUAUAGGAUUCUGGCAUGAACACGCUCGACCAGACCGUGAUGACCACAUCAAAGUUAUGUACAACAAUAUCAGAAACGGACGACAGUCUCAGUUUAUCAAACAAAACUGGCUCAACACAGACAGCUAUGGAGUUGGUUAUGACUUGGGAUCUGCUAUGCAUUAUCAUUCUAGGGCAUUUACAGCAACUGGACAGAACACAAUAGAGACCAUAAAUCCCUUGUACAAGAACACAAUUGGGCAACGAGUUGCAUUAUCAUUUGCUGAUGUCAAAGUUGCCAACCUCGCAUAUUGUGCAGAUAAAUGUCAUCGUGGAUUAUCACAGCAGUGCCAGCACGGGGGAUACCAGGACCCCAAGGCAUGUGAUAGAUGUAGGUGUGCUGAUGGAUGGACAGGAAAGUACUGUGAAGAUUUGGCUCCACCUAAAGAAGCAAAGUGUGGCGGAGUGUUGUUCGCAGAAACUGAAAAUACAAUGACCCAGAGUAUUCAGUCACCAGGCUACAAUGACGGCAAAUACGAAAAUGGACAGGAAUGCAACUGGCUUAUUCAGGCACCUGCUGGUUCACGAGUUGUGUUGUACUUUGUGGAUACAUUUGGGGUAUACUGUACACAGCCCUCGGUAGGAAACGCAUGUUUCCACUGGGUUGAAGUAAAAUACAAAAACAAUAAGGAGCAAACUGGACCUAGAUUCUGUUGCUACUCAACUCCAAGUGAUCGAGUGACGUCUGAAGGCAAUGAGAUGCAAGUACUCUUCAGAGCCAACCAUACUGCAUCUAGAUAUAAGAGGAAAGGCUUCAAGGCUAGAUACUACGCUGAACCAAUAAAUGAAUGUGAGAGUUCACCUUGUACACAUGGAGGACAAUGUGUCGAUGGUGUCAAUGAAUACACUUGCAAAUGCCCAAAAGGAUUCGGAGGAAAGAAUUGUGAAAAGGAAAUCGAAACAGAUAUCUGCUUUGAGAAAUGCAUGAAUGGAGGUACGUGUAAAGAAUCAGAAAAUGACGCUGAAGAAUCUUUCAAGUGCUUGUGCACAAAGGGAUUUACAGGACCAACAUGCGAAAUAGCAUGCGGUGGUUGUUCAUCAGAUCCUGGGUCUAUUCAACCCUCCUGUGGAGGGAGUUGCUGCAGGGGAGCUAUGCUUGUAUCUGGAGAUAGAUGUGAAGUUGCUGUUACCUCAGAUUGGAGCACGUGGAGUGACUGUAGCAAUAAAUGUGGAGGUUGUGGAAUGAGACGCCGAACACGUAAAAUUACCACCAGUCUAUUUUCCAAGGUCAAUACAGAAUCCACGUCAUGUAAUGCUCAGAGAUGCCCAGCCACCGAUGACUGUGAUUCCAAGAGAAUAUGUAGAUUCUUCCCACGCUCACUGCAGUGUAGACGACCCUGUCCCAGAUGUUGCCAAGGAUACCAUGAAGACAACAACGGAAACUGUGUACUCACUUUAUAAUAUCCUAGCGUAUGAGGUCGCGUCUAGGAAACAGCAAGGAUGCCAAGGUAUUGCAGUGAUAGUCUGCAGACUGUGAAGGACAUUAGUGAUUGAAGCAAUGUUUGCUUGUUCUUUGAAACCUCAUGAAAGGUUAAGGAGUUCAAAGGAGUUGACUCUUGUCAAUGGUUGAGAACGAAUCAGUUGAUGCGGCUUCAUCACAGGGCCUCGAAAAUAAAGAGGAAACAAUUAACACUCAACAAGAGUUAAUUAACAGUAUACCCACAAAAGCAUAAACCAAAGAUUUCGAUAUUACUUAAAUAUCUAUCGCUAAGUCAGAUUUGUGUUAUCAGUGUUAACGUUUACAGGACAAUAUAUUAUUGCAUGUUACUUAUAUAUUGUUAACAACUGAAUACUAGCAACUGCAAUUUGGCUUAUUUACAUAUAAAAUCAGUUUUUUCAGGCUGAAUGUCUCAGGGACAACCACAUUAUCAUCACAAUAUCAUCUAAUAAUACCAUAUCACGUCUGCAAUUUAAAUUACAUUAUUUUGUUGAAUCUUUAUUCACGUGAUUUAAUCAAUAUUUCAACUAUACAAUGUUGAUAUCAAAAUAUAAUUUUAUAUCAAAAGUCCCAGAAUUUAAUUUGACAAUCAACAACCAGGUUAUCUUGAUUUCUAUAACAGAACUUUUUUGUUUUGAACUGGCUGUGUAUUUUAUCAAAGUUUUCACGUAUACAAGACAAUGGUAUAAAAGAGAAUACAAUGCCAUUACGAAACGUACCGUUAUGUGCAACUACUUGUAUGUACAAGUAGCCGUAUCAAAUUACGAAGCCUUUUUACAGCUAUGGAUUUUUUGAAAGUAAUUGAACCAAAACCAAAGUGUUUUUGCAGACAGUUACGUUCUGCAAAUUAUAUUACUAUUAUUGUUUUGAUUGCAGUGUUUUAUUUUCAAAAGUCUAAAUAUUAUAUAACUUUUGAAUGCUAUAAUAUAGCUUUUAAUUUAUUUUAACUGUACAAUGCCGCUGUGUUGGCAAUUUGGCUGGUCCAUUGAUUGUCGAUCAAACGUAGUGACAAAAUUGUAAAUAUAUGCAUCAUUAUAUAAAUAUAUUUUAUUUAAUAUUUUUAUGACAAAAUCAAACGGCCAAAGCUACAUAUCGUAUUUAAUUUAUUAAUUAAUAACUUGUGUUAUACACAGUUAUAUUAUACUAUAUUUUAUUAGACAAUUAUAAAUAAAUUUUAUAUGCAUCCCCA